Messenger RNA from Pisolithus orientalis, 684 nucleotides. RefSeq lists its product as uncharacterized. The coding region runs from base 1 to 684 and encodes 227 amino acids. The transcript is spliced from 8 exons. The record is from RefSeq and is a predicted model, not a curated record. Lineage: Eukaryota; Fungi; Basidiomycota; Agaricomycetes; Boletales; Pisolithaceae.
AUGAUUAAUGAAAAGCAUGCAAUCAUUGGGACAAUUUUUGGGAAUGCUUCCCACACUCCAUUGAGCACAUGCAAGUUUGGAUUGGGUGGCAUUGGAGAUUGGGGUGGUGUCAUAUGCAAUCCAACAUCUGACUCUGUCUUCAGGCUAUAUUUGCAAUGUCAAGUGUUCUUUAAAUGUGACGGUGUGCAACUCAACAGUGAUACUGCUCAUCAGACAAUGACUGCAACAUUCAGUUCCCAAUGCCCCAACUUGCCUGUGAUGCUGGGGUAUCCAUGGAAAUGGAACAGGGGGAUUGAAUUACUUACAAUGGAUGAUGCUGGAGUAAUAUCUCAUCUUCAUGAAAUUUUGCUUGCUGGAGUUCUCCACUUCCCAGAAAAGAGGUCCAACUACAUCUAUCUCAACAGCACCUACACUGAACAGCAACACUUGUAUAGUCAAGCACAUGUGAACUAUCAAGCCAACAAUCAAGACUGCUUCCUCACUCCAUUCCAAAAUCAAAUUGCCUAUCAUGACUCCUGUGCUACUGGUAAUAGAGAGUUCCACAUCCCAUGUGUAAAACCACAGUCCAUGAUGAUAGCAAAAGAAGUCUGCAUGGUGGAUGGACUCUCAAUAACUCAGCAUUGGGUGGCAUUAGGAGGUGUGCCCCCUCAGAACAACCCUAAAUUCUCUUUACUGCAUAUAUAA